Molecule: messenger RNA, 6895 nt
Organism: Paramormyrops kingsleyae
Lineage: Eukaryota; Metazoa; Chordata; Actinopteri; Osteoglossiformes; Mormyridae
Gene: grid2
Product: glutamate receptor, ionotropic, delta 2
Biological process (GO): monoatomic ion transport
Cellular component (GO): membrane
Molecular function (GO): ligand-gated monoatomic ion channel activity; signaling receptor activity
Source: RefSeq, a predicted model, not a curated record
AUUCACAGACCAAGGCAAGUUUACUCUCCAUCCACAGAACACAAAACUGAUGUUUCUCCUGGUUUGUGUCAUUAUUGAUCAUUUUAAAGACCCUUAGUCUGUGUACAAAUCACAUGUAACCAAUAACUGCCAAAUCAGAUCGAUCAGAAUUAUUCAUGGCUCUCAGCUGGAAAAUCGCCCAUCCCUUUAACAUCAAAGCAAGGGAGGAGAUCAAUAUCAUCCUCCCUCAGUGGACUCCAGGUUAGUGAUGUGUUCUAAACUGAACAGCAUGUAUGCUCAUCAGCAAAUAAACACCUGCAGUGCCUAUCAGCUUCCACGGUGAGGACACGUUUUUUUGGUUUCCACAGUGAUCCUGUGUUUACGCUAAAUUUGAUAAGCCGGUGUUUUCACCCAAAUUGGCAUACAUUUUUGAGAAGUAUGGUCAGAGAGGCCGUGGAGGAAUUACGUGUUAAGGGCCUUGCUCAGGGUUCCCACAGUGAGAUCAUCUCAUUUUCUUUGGGAUUUGAACCAACAACCUUCUGAUUACAAACAAUGCACCCCACACACUGCCCUGAUAUUAUACUCACCUGCUGUACUUCCCCCAGAUGCAUCUGCAGGUCAGUUUGGAUAUGAGCCUCAGUCAGAGUAAUAAGUUGAAACCCUUGGAGUCCUUUGACACUCGUGCCAAAAGGCUGCAGAGGACAGUUUGGAUGGGCAUGGGAACCGGGGCUUAUUGGUGAUUAAACAAAAGGUUCAGGGGUCACGAGUUAAAGUUUCUACGUGUUACUCAACGUUGUAUCAUGUUGUAUCACAUUCUCUGUGUGCCUCGCACAACUCCAGUUUCUACUGUAACCUCUAUCUCCCACAUGAAAAUUAUAUUUGCUGUUCCACUGUUUAAAAAUAAAUCAAAGAAGCUAUUCUUGGAGGUAAACAGUCAAGCCCACCUCAUAAAAACCUCCAGACUAAUGUUGACGUACUCUAUAAUUUUCAUUCAUGAAGACGGUGGUGAGGAUGCUGAGAGAUAUAAAUGAAAUUUAUCUAGAGCUCCUAAAGAUGUGCCCCCCACCUCCGAAAGCAAUGUCAUAGAAUACUUCAUUGUGAUAUUUCGAUCUGACUCGUUUAAUUUCCCCAUCAGAUAAGCUGCAUUGCCAUCUAUCACCCACGUAGUCCAAGCUAUAAUAAAUUCAUUGGAAUUUGUUUUGGUCCAGGAACUAAUUACUAAUCCGCUUUAAAUAGCCCGAAGAGCCAUGAGCCCUGGGCUCCGGAGGAGUGCACUGCGGAAGAGGAGAAGUGCUCGUAGCCGACCGGGGAGGAGCCAGAGCCUCACGAAUAACGGUACUGCAACCCUCCCUCGCCGAGACUCUCUCUCUCUCCUUCCCUCUCCCUCCCCCUAUCUCUCUCUCUCCUCCUCUCGUCCCUUCCGUCUCCCUCUCAGGUAAUUUACUUCCAGACAACGGGCGACUGGCUGCCGAUGCUGUCGGUGUAGUCGCUCCUCUCCUUAGGGCUGCCUCCUCUUCUCUGCGCACAGCGCCUGCGGAGCCGUCAAGACGCGCUCUUUGGAGAGCCAGCGCUGGAUCACCGUCCCCGACAAGACGGGGGACGUCACAGCUCAGCUGCUCCCCCAAGCCAUGGGAUUCCUCUUAAAAUCUUCGAUCUGACACCCCAUUACGCCUUUCCAUUUUUCCCCCAGUCGACAUCAUUGUCAGUUGAAUAUAACUUCUCUGUGUUGAUUUUCUUGCGCUCGAAACAUGGAGGUGAAGAUCUUGCAUGAUGUUAAUGCCCCCAGCUGAGCAGAAUGCACCGUCUGUGAGGCGUCGCUUCUCCCUCACUCUUACAGGGACCCGCGUCUCAAACGCAGAAGCGGGGAUCCGGUCAUCGCUCCACAUCUGAUCUUCAUUUUGCUCCUGGUUCGAAUUGGGAUCGGAUUAGUUCGGGCUGGAUGCCGACGGAGAGACGCCGUUUACAUAUCCGGAUGAGUUUGACGCGCACGGGGAUUUUCAACAGGGUUACCGGCGAUCCUCGCUGUUACAUCUGAAAGCGGCUGCAUUUAAGGAGAAAAAACACACACCACGGGCGAAACGGCAGCGGAGGAGACCCAGCGCUCUUUUUCGGACCCAUAUUCUCGGCUGCCAACCAUUCACGGGAUUUAAAACUAACGACCGUACGCAAGCACUGCAGUUUAUACUCCGAGAUUUAUAUAAAAAAACAGCGUCAAACUGCAGGAGACAUGAAAGUUUUCCCGGUAGUGUGGUUUCUGGUCGUAUCCUGGAGUCUGAGAUGGAGAUCCGCGCUGUCCGACUCCAUCAUACAUAUCGGGGCCAUUUUCGACGAGUCGGCCAAGAAGGACGAUGAGGUGUUCCGCAUGGCGGUGGCUGACCUGAACCUCAACAAUGAGAUCCUGGAGACGGAGAAGAUCACUAUCUCUGUGGAGUUCGUGGACGGGAACAACCCCUUCCAGGCAGUGCAGGAAGCCUGCGAGCUGAUGAACCGCGGCAUCCUGGCUCUGGUCAGCUCCAUCGGCUGCAUGUCAGCCGGCUCACUGCAGUCGCUAUCUGAUGCCAUGCACAUCCCGCACCUCUUCAUCCAGCGCAGCCCCGCCGGGACGCCGCGCUCCAGCUGCCCGCCCACCAGCCGCGGCCGCACCGACGACUACACGCUCUUCGUGCGGCCGCCCGUCUACCUCAACGAGGUCAUCCUGCAUGUGGUCACGGAGUACAGCUGGCAGAAGUUCAUCAUCUUCUAUGACACGGAUUACGACAUCCGAGGUAUUCAGGACUUCCUGGACAGGGCGUCCCAGCAGGGCAUGGACGUGGCGCUGCAGAAGGUGGAGUCCGACGUCAACGUGAUGAUCACCGGAAUGUUCCGCACCAUGCGGGUGGAGGAGCUGCACAGAUACCGAGACACGCUGCGGAGAGCCGUCCUCUUCAUGAGCCCGGCCACCGCCAAGGCCUUCAUCACCGAGGUUGUGGAGACUAACCUCGUGGCGUUUGACUGUCACUGGAUCAUCAUCAAUGAGGAGAUCUCCGACCUGGACCUGCAGGAGCUGGUGAUGAAGUCCAUCGGCCGGCUCACACUGGUCAGACAGACCUUCCCACAGCCGCAGAACACCAGCCAGCGCUGCGUGCGCAACAACCACCGCAUCAACACAUCACUGUGCGACCCCAAGGACCCCAAGGCGCAGACACUGGAGAUCACCAACCGCUACAUCUAUGACACGGUGCUGCUGCUGGCCAACACCUUCCACAAGAAGCUGGAAGACCGCAAGUGGCACAGCAUGGCGAGCCUCUCCUGCAUCCGCAAGAACUCCAAACCCUGGCAGGGGGGCCGCUCCAUGCUGGACACCGUCAAGAAGGCGGGGGUGAGCGGCCUGACCAGCCUGUUGGAGUUUAACGAGAACGGAACUAACCCCAACAUCCACUUUGAGAUCCUUGGCACCAACUAUGGAGAGGACCGAGGACGGGGUGUUCACAGGCUCGCCACCUGGGACCCGGUGCACGGCCUAAACGGCACGCUGACAGACCGGAAGCUGGAAAACAACAUGAGAGGCAUCGUGCUGCGAGUGGUGACCGUGUUGGAGGAACCCUUCGUGAUGGUGUCAGAGAACGUGCUGGGACAGCCCAAGAAGUACCAAGGCUUCUCCAUUGAUGUGCUGGAUGCCCUCUCCAAUUACCUAGGCUUCAAGUACGAGAUCUACGUGGCCCCUGACCAUAAAUACGGGAGUCUGCAGGCAGACGGGGUCUGGAAUGGCCUCAUUGGAGAGCUGGUAUUCAAGCGGGCAGACGUUGGCCUGUCUGCCCUGACCAUCACGCCGGAGCGUGAGAGCGUGGUGGACUUCACCACGCGCUACAUGGAUUACUCCGUAGGGGUGUUGCUGCGCAAGGCCGAGCGCACGGUGGACAUGUUCGCCUGCCUGGCGCCGUUCGACCUCUCGCUGUGGGCCUGCAUCGCCGGCACGGUCCUCCUGGUGGGCGUCCUUGUCUACCUGCUCAACUGGCUGAACCCACCGCGCCUGCCCAUGGGCUCCGUUUCCUCCACCACGCUUUACAACUCCAUGUGGUUCGUGUACGGCUCCUUUGUCCAGCAGGGUGGUGAGGUCCCCUACACCACACUGGCCACGCGCAUGAUGAUGGGCAUCUGGUGGCUCUUUGCCCUCAUCGUCAUCUCCUCCUACACCGCCAACCUGGCUGCCUUCCUCACCAUCACGCGCAUCGAGAACUCCAUCCAGUCUCUUCAGGACCUGUCCAAACAGACUGACCUGCCGUACGGCACGGUGCUGGACUCGGCCGUGUAUGACCAGGUGCGCAGCAAGGGCAUGAACCCCUUCGAGAGGGAUCCCAUGUACUCACAGAUGUGGCGCAUGAUCAACCACACUGGUGGCGCCGACAACAACGUGGAGGAGUCCAGGGAUGGAAUUCGCAAGGUGAAGUACGGCCACUUCGCCUUUGUGUGGGACGCCGCCGUGCUGGAGUACGUCGCCAUCAACGACGAGGACUGCUCGCUGUACACCGUGGGGAGCAGCAUCUCCGACCGUGGCUAUGGCAUCGCCAUGCAGCACGGCAGCCCCUACCGGGACAUCUUCUCCCAGAGGAUCCUGGAGCUGCAGCAGAACGGCGACAUGGACGUCCUGAAGCUGAAGUGGUGGCCGCGGGAUAGCUCGUGCGACAUGUACUCAUCAGUGCAGACACGGCAGCGCGGCAGCGCCCUGGACAUCCACAGCUUCGCCGGCGUCUUCUGCGUGCUGGCGGCAGGCGUGGUGCUCUCCUGCCUCAUCGCCAUGGUGGAGACCUGGUGGAAUCGGAGAAAGGGCUCGCGGGUGCCCUCCAAGGAGGAUGACAAGGAGAUCGACUUGGAGCACCUGCACCGCCGCGUGAACAGCCUGUGCACGGAGGACGACAGCCCACACAAGCAGUUCUCGGCGUCCUCCAUCGACCUGACCCCACUGGACUUGGACUCCAUGCCGACGGCGCGCCAGGGCCUGGAGCAGAUCAGCGACUUCCGCAACACUCACAUCACCACCACCACCUUCAUCCCGGAGCAGAUCCAGACACUGAGUCGGAGCCUGUCCGCCAAGGCAGCGGCCGGCUUUGCCUUUGGGGCCGCACCCGAUCACCGGACUGGUGGGGGCCCCUUCCGGCAGCGGGCCCCCAACGGCGGCUUCUUCCGCAGCCCCAUCAAGACAAUGUCCUCCAUCCCCUACCAGCCCACUCCCGCGCCGAACUUCGGCUACGGCAACGACCCCGACCGAGGCACGUCCAUAUGAGCAGAGGGCGGUCCGCUGUGCCGACGGUCAGACAGCGGCGACGCGUGUACAUAGAAACCCUCCUCACCUGCCCCUCUACCCGCUUUGCGUUUCCAUUCCGCCCCGCUGCCAGGGGGCGCCCUUAUCCUUUUGCUAAAUUGUCACUGUCGUUGUGGAGACUUUUUCUAUGUGGAGGGACAAAGUAACCCUCUCCUUCUUUUUGUCACACCGUUCGGAAACUGCUUUUGAGACGAGGAGCAGGUGGAUCAGAACGGACGGCCCGCGGACGUAACCGUGGUGACGGGGACAGAGUGCCCCCCCUCAGCUGCAAUAAGCCCAGCACUAGCUGGAUGAUCUCAUCACUCUCAGUCCUUCUCCUUGUCAGAACCUUCAUUCUUACACAGUGUUCCAGUGUUGCCUAGCAACACCCCCCCCCCCCCCCCCCCCCCCCAGCUGGGCUGGAUCCGAUAGUGCACGAGCGCAAUCCGGCACCACAGCUCGGCCCGAUAGCAGGAAGAUGUCAGGAGUACGGUUUGGGCCAAGACCGCACGGUCAGUACAAGGAGGCCGUGAGAUGGACAGACCGACUGCACUGUACCAGUGCCCUCUGACCCGGAUGUGAUUGUGGUGUAAUUUUUCUGAACAGAGCUGGCUGUUUGAAGAGGAAAGCUUCAAAGAGAGGAGAGAAAAUAAGAAAAUAUAGAAAUAAACUGCCAGAAAAAAAGAACUGGUACUGCACUCAAGACUGCUGUGUGUCUUUAAUUACAUUCGUUUUAAAUUUAACAAGUAUUAAUGCGUGGAAUGUGUUUGGUCAGAAAGAUUAAAAAACAUUGUGCUGAAUUGUCUACUCGUUUAUCUCUUUUUGAAAUGGAAAAAGAAGAGUUUAUCCUGUCAUUCUCAUCCGAUCACCAUCUGCCAUGACAGUUUUAUUUACCUGUUUAUUUGUAGUUAUAGCAGUGUCCGGGCCAUCACAUGUCAUUUGCAGGUAUAUUUGCACCAACAGACCAUACUGUGGCAGUUAAAUGAUGAGGCGGGGCUGAGAAUCUGGAUGGACCAAUCAAACAGAACCUCAGCAAGUGAUUGGCAGGAAGCUUGUCCCAUCACGCUUUGGUCAUCUCGCACUGAGCCUGCCCGCAACUUUAGAGUCAAACAUGUCAUUUGAAACAGGGAGGUGACAGCAAUCUUUUAGGAACUCGUUUUGAAAUGUCUUUGAGUUUAAUUUCAUUAAUGUUUAGGGUAACGUUUAUUUAACUUUUUUAAAGUGCCAGUUGUUUAAACAAGGCCAUUAAGAUGAAGCUAAAAAAGACAAAAACACAUUUUGAGGAAAAAAAAUAAACCAAACCUUUUCACUAACACUGUAUUAAUAUUUAAUAAUGUUAGUUGUUUAGAAUGAGCUUUCAGUUUGUUAUCUUAAGACUAAAUCUCCAAUGUUGUGCGUAGAGAACAGCAACAGUGUUUGAUGCAAGCCUUGUAGAUGUUUAUUUCUUAAGCUAUGGCUAUCGAAUGACAAUAGGACACAGGCAACAUUUUAAAUUUAUUUAGUAUAAAGGAAGAAGCAUUAUUACAAUGUGUAUUUUACAUGUCGAUGCUAAUUUUGUUCUGAGUUUUUAAAGGAGCUCAUAGAAGCCUAGCAUUGAUUUAGCUGUCAUCUGACAUCACCGUCAGUCUCCCCCCCGCC